AUGGCCAAUAAAAGAAUAUUGACAGGUUUUGAAAUGGUUUCACUUACUGAGAUGUGCAGUGCUAAAGUACAAAGUAAGUUCCCGCCUAAGUUGAAGGAUCCAAGUUAUUUUACAAUUCCCUUGGCAAUUGGAAAACACGAGGUUGGUAGUGCCUUGUGCUAUCUGGGAGCGAGCAUUAAUUUGAUGUCACUAUCAGUGUUCAAGCAGCUCAAUCUUGGAGCCCCCAAGUCUACUACUAUAAAUCUACAGCUAGCGGAUCGGUCAUUAGCAGUACCUGAAGGAAUGAUUGAAGAUGUGCUGGCUAUCGGUGGAGCACUUAAUAAUGUGAGGGAUGGCAAACUAAAGAUGAGAGUGCAUGAUGAAGAAAUCACAUUUAAUAUGUACAAUGCGCUUAACCAUCCAAAGCAUUAUGAGGAUUUGUGCAUGAUCCAUGUGUUAGAAUCAAAGUUGAUACAGCAAGGUCCUUAUGUGGAGCCUACUGGCAUGGAAAAGAAAAUUGAGUUAUAA
Messenger RNA from Nicotiana tabacum (common tobacco), 507 nucleotides. RefSeq lists its product as uncharacterized. Lineage: Eukaryota; Viridiplantae; Streptophyta; Magnoliopsida; Solanales; Solanaceae. The record is from RefSeq and is a predicted model, not a curated record.